GAUUGGUAGGUGAAGGGAAAAUAGUGACCCUUCUCUCAGCGCGUACUACUAUUUCGGUAGCCUUUGUGCCCACUGGUUUGAGCCUUCCUUGUUUCAAGGCCCUAAAGAACCCAUACCCUUGAUACCAUUCCCCAUCCGCCCCCCUUAAGGACGUUUCAUUCCUCUAAAGCCCUCCCAGCGAAGCCUCCAGCUGGUUUACAGUCCUGCCCGGGAGUAACCCCUUCCUCAGAGCUUCCUUUCCUCGCCCUCGGUGAAGUUGCAUCGGGCUGGUUGACAAGUCCUUACUACUCAUACUGCGCCUUCACAGAUCCCCACACCCCAAUCCUCCGCAAAGAUACUACUCCGUCCACCUUCCCGCUGACGGGAAAGUACACAUUAAUCUUCCUUAGAUUUUUCCUCAUUUCUUUCCCUUGCCCCCUCCCAUUGGUUUUACGUCGUUUCAGUUUUUUUAGAGAUGGAAAAGGGAAACGCGUUUUUAAAGAAUAGGUUACUUGUUUUUCUUCUCCUGCCCCCAGCAUCAAGGACCACAGGAAUUUCAAAUGCCUUGGAAAGAGGAAUCAGAAUUUACAAAGCAGGAUAAGGCUGCCAGAGUCAUUCAGCAGGCCUGGAAAAGUUUCCUUAAUGUCGCUAUAUUUCAACACUUCAAAAGUCUGAUUGAUUUAAGAAGACAAGGAGAACCACGUCAGAUAGUGAAAUAUAUUAAUCCCAAAGAGGCAGAGCUUCUAGAUGCUGCUGCUGGCAUUCAUGUGCGAUUCAGAUUAGGUGGAGUUAAAUUUCCACCUGAUAUAUACUAUAAGAUUUUUACUCACAGACCUAUUGAAGAUCUGUGUGCUAACAGCCCUAGAAAUUAUGCAAAACUUCCAGCAAAGCAUACAUCUCAUAAUAAAAAUGAUCAUCUUCAGGAAGAGGAUCAUAGUGGCUGGUAUCAUCGUAUAGAAAACAAUGGCUGGAGGCCAGUUUCUGAUACAUUUUGGCUAUCUACUGAUGGUAUGGUGGUGGAAGACAAAAAGGAAAGUGAAUUCCAUUUCUCUAAACUGAAGAGAAGGCAAGAUUUGGAAAAGAAAAGAAAACUUAGAAAAAUAGAGUGGAUGAGGCAAAUGUACUACUCAGGAAGUCUGGAGGCUAAGUCAACACAUCGUGAAACUCUAGGACUAAUUCACACUGCAACAAAGGGGCUGAUUAGAGCUUUUGAAGAUGGGGGGAUAGAUUCUGUGAUGGAAUGGGAAGUGGAUGAAGUGCUGAACUGGACAAAUACACUGAACUUUGAUGAGUACAUUGCCAGCUGGAAGGAAAUUGCUACAAGCAACUCUUCGGCUAACUUCAAAGGAUUCAGGUUUAAUCAAGCACAGAAAAACAUAUAUGACUAUGGAGGAGAUAUAUCAAAUAUGCAAAUGGGAAUACCAGAUGAUACUUACUAUGAAAAUGUUUAUCAAGAACCAAAUAUCUACACACUGAAAUGUUUACAGAUGAAAUGACAUGACAUCUUGCUUUAAAAUAAUAUUGGAAGGAAGUUGGUGGAAAGAGAAAUGGAACAAAAUUGUCCAUGAGUUGGUAACUGCUGAAGCUGAGUGACAAGUACAAGGGGGUUCAAGAUGUUAUUGUCUCCUUUUGUAUGUUUGAAAUUUUCCACAAUAAUAAAAGUAAAAAGAAAAUAAA
This is a messenger RNA of Pongo pygmaeus (Bornean orangutan), 1656 nucleotides long. It is a transcript of the gene C9H11orf65, whose product is annotated as chromosome 9 C11orf65 homolog. Lineage: Eukaryota; Metazoa; Chordata; Mammalia; Primates; Hominidae. The record is from RefSeq and is a predicted model, not a curated record. Bases 540 to 1475 code for a protein of 311 amino acids. The transcript has 10 exons.